CGGGGGGGCUUAUGUGAGCAGCAGGGUGGGUUGUGCUUGAGGCUAAUAAUAAGGCUUGUGUCACACGCACUUGGAUGAAUUAUAUGGCUGAGGCGCAGCAGUGCGAGGAGCUGUGGGAGAUACAAUGUGAGCUCAGAGCGCAGCCCCAAUCAUCCCCGUGCCAUCUGGACGCAAGGAGUAGCUGCAGCAGAGCCGGGGUCGGGCUCAUCAUCAUGAGACGCAGGAAGAUCGCAGUGGCUGCUGCUUUCUGUCUCUCCUUCUUUAUUGGCACUUUGCUCAACUUGCUCUGCGCCCCCGUCGGGUUUCAUCACCAUCAGGAGCAGCGGCGACUCCAGGAUGAAACUGACGCCGCGUCUUUGCGCCCAUUGCUGCAGCAGCUGCGGGAGCGCUACGAGGAGGUGCUGCGCUACAGAGACCACCGGGCGACCCCUCCUCCGACCUCGGCGAGACUUCUACGACCCCUGGAGAGACGUCUUAUGGACCUGGCGCAGCCUCAGCCCAAAUGGGAAUCCAACAAGGUGAAGAGGGGCAGCGUAUCCCCAGCGCUGGGCAACAACAAAAUAGAUGUGUCACUGCGCUCUCCCCGGCUGGGCUGUCAGGACAUCAGAAACGGCAGCGACGUGCGCUACUUGGGCUCCGGUUACACCAAAGCCGUCUAUAAAUCGCUCCUCAAUGGCAGCGUGUCGGUGGCGCUCAAAUCGGUCGAUUUCGGGGGACACGACAUCCAGAAUUGUGUCAGGCACUAUGGGACCCUAGAGGACUGCUACAGGCUGGCUUCCUUCAAGAUCCUCAAAGAAAUGAUCCUACUGCAAAGGCUUCAGCACCCAAAUAUAUUACAGCUUUAUGGUUAUUGUUAUCAAGACAGCAAUGAUAUUUCAGACACAUUGACCACCAUCACUGAACUGGGUUCACCACUGGAGAUGAUUCAGCUGUUACAAACCCCUUGGGAGGACAGAUUUCGAAUUUGCCUGAGUUUAGUUCGCCUCUUGCAUUACCUGGCGCAUUCUCCCCUUGGUUCUAUAACGCUGCUGGAUUUCCGGCCGCGCCAGUUUGUGGUUGUCGACGGUGAACUGAAAGUUACUGAUCUGGACGACGCGAGCAUGGACGAGACCCCUUGUAUCAGCCACACCGAUUGCUUUUUGGAAUUCCCAGCUAGAAAUUUUACACUUCAGUGCUCAGCUGAGGGUAAAUGUCAAAAUAUGAACGAGAAGAGGAACCUCUACAACGCCUACAGGUUUUUUUUCACAUAUCUUCUGCCGCACAGCGCGCCAUCGUCCCUGCGACCACUUCUGGAUGUUAUAGUCAAUGCAACAGGUGAAUUGAGGUGGGGUGUCAAUGAGGCUCUCGUCCAACUUGAAAAAGUGUUUUACCUUUAUCAGAGUGGAUUGUACCUGCCAAACGUUACAGAUAUUCCUAAGGGGGAAUACAAAGAAGUGCCCCAUGCUGUUGUUGCAGAAGAGGAUUAUAGAUGUUGGCCGUCUUAUCACCACACUGGAUGUCUCCUCUCAGUUUUUGAUUUAAAUGAAGCCAAAGAUGUGUGCCGGAGCCAUUCACAAUGUCAGGCCUUUGUCUGGACGAAUCAGACAACUUGGACAGGUCGACCGCUUGUCUUCUUCAAAACUGGUUCCCGGACACUUGUUUCAGCUCUUGACAAGACAACGUACCUGAAACUGACAGGCUGAAUCAUAACAAGGCACGGCGUUGCUUUAAUUGGUGGAAAAAAUGCACUAGUCUUCAUUCUAAUUUUUAGAGUGCUUUCAUUUGUAAAAAAAAUACCUGAAUUGCCAGGAUGAAUGUGCAAUAAUUGAGGACAUUUAAAAAAAAAAAAAAAAAAUGCUUAAAACGCUAAUGUGAUACACUGUUGGAAAUAAGUACAAGAGACUGGGUUUGAAUUUCUGCCUGAGGUCGAAGCAAGAAGAAGAGCUUGAAGCUCAUAAAAACGUCAGCCUUUACAAUCAAACUGAUUAACUUAUGUUGAUGUAAUCAAAUGUUUUUCUUCUCACAUGAACCUGAAAUACUUGUUAAACGUCUUACCUAAAGAUGUUACUGUACCAAUGGUAUUUAAAACAAGUUGCUCUUAUAUGAAUUAUGACUUCAGAGAACCCCUCUGCAGAUUUUCUUUAAAAAGACUUGGUGGGUUCAAGCCCCUGUAAAGUUUUGUCAUGUGAUUAGGUCCUCCUAAUGUGUUCCAAGGUCCCAAGGUCAUAACACUUGCUAUGGCAUAGUGUCUUCCUCAAAAUUUACAGGUUUUUUUGCCUUCAGGCUGGGCAUUCUCAUUAAAUUCAAUAAGCAGUGUGGCCUGAAACACACCAAGUGGUGUAGUGAUUCAGUAUCUGGAUCAUACCAACUAACUCCAGUAAAAGAUGAAGUUUGAAUACCGACCAUACUUAACUUCUGCUUAAGGCUUAUGGCCCAGCUUGUUAAAACCUUUGCAUAAUAAUCAGUUUCAGCAUUUAUGUGCUAUAAACCAAAGAAUAUUCCAUUUAUAUAGUUAUGCUUGAAUUUCAAGGUCUAUUUUGUGAAAUAUAUAGAAUGAUGAGAAGACAAUUCUACUGGGAUAUCCCACUGUUAUUAAUUGGCCAUGAUAUGAUGACUUCUCUGCAUAACUAGUUGAAUUGAAGCAUUGCCACAAGCCCAUAUUGUUAAAUAUGACCUGUUUUCAGAGAAUGUGAACCCGCAACUCCAUGAAAAUCCAUUCUACCUUGUAAUAUGUCAGUCAUUUUCAUGACCUAUCUACUAUGCUGUUUUCACAUAAAUUGAAUAAGCUAUGAGAAGAAGAUUUCUUGUAUUGUGGAGGCCUAUUUGUUAAAAUUCGGAUUUGCGUAAUUUUAGAGGCUUUGAACAAAUUUAAAAGAAAACACAUAUUUGACCUUAUUCAUUGAAAAAUCCAAAUAGAAAAAACUCAAAUUCAUGGCAAAAAUAUUGAAUACCGCAAAUUUGUGGUGUACUCGGAAUUUUUAGUGCGUUUUCAAGCACUAAGAAAAAUAGAAAAACUCAAAUUGAAUAAAUAGUUUACAUUUUGGACACCUCCCACUGAAUUCUAGACUACCUUGCAAGCUUGUAGAUGCCAAAGUUUUGCAUUUUGAGUUUUUCAUGUUUUUUCAUGUCAAAAAAUGAGUGGGGCUCAUUUAUAAACUUUGCGCAAGGCAGAUUGGUUUGCAAAGUAAAUAUAUAAUUGCCCUGCACAUGGUUACAUUUAUAAAGCUGAAUAAGUGUGGUGCAAACAGAAUUGCAAUGUUAAAUUCACAAUGCGAAUGUCUAUUAGAGCUUUUUAAAUAUGUCAAAAAUUGUGAAUAUUUAUGUGCACACUCUGCGACUGAAUUACGCCACAAUUUUCAGGACGGAGAAAAUAUUUGCAAAACAGUUUUGCAAAUUUGAAAACUCGCACCCAUCUCAUUUGAGAGCCACUUGCGAAAGUGUAUUCUGAAUGAGAAUUUGCAAAAACCGGAAAGACAUGCACAGCAGUGCAAUUUUUUAGCGUUCAGAAAAAAACAUGGGCAAUACAACCAUUUGCAAAUAAAUUAUAAUUGCAAAUUUUAUAAAUGACCCCCAAUGAUUUUUUAAACCAUUAUUCACAUUUAGGAUUUGCAUUAAUUUGAAUUGAAUUGCAGGGAUACAAUACACACACAAUACGUUGAUAAAUAAACCUCGUAAAGUGUCACUGGAAGUUGGGUCCCAUCCUAAAGUAGUAGAAUAAAGGGAUUAUGAAUUUCCAUGCCAAAAGCAGACAAAUAUAUGGUAUAAUCGAGUAGCUAGUAACUACUUGAGUUUAAGCAUUUGCUGUGUGAUGUUAUUUAAUAGGUACAUGUAGUAUCGGUAUUAUUUGCUUUCAGUGAAAGCUGCAACUGAAAAUUGCCAUAUCAAUUUGCAAUUUGUAUAGAUAGUUUUUUUUGUACUUCGUAUUUUUUGUGUUAAAAUAUGUUUAUUUUUAUAAAAAAGAAAUUUGUUCAAAA
Molecule: messenger RNA, 3953 nt
Organism: Xenopus laevis (African clawed frog)
Lineage: Eukaryota; Metazoa; Chordata; Amphibia; Anura; Pipidae
Gene: pkdcc.2.S
Product: protein kinase domain containing, cytoplasmic S homeolog
Exons: 7
Coding region: 75-1682 (535 amino acids)
Biological process (GO): skeletal system development
Cellular component (GO): extracellular region; Golgi apparatus
Molecular function (GO): ATP binding; non-membrane spanning protein tyrosine kinase activity
Source: RefSeq, a predicted model, not a curated record